AUGUCGACCAAAAAAUUCAGUAUUGUUGCUUUUGGGGGAGACUAUGCUGGGCCCGAGGUUAUGGCCGAGGGCCUCAAGGUCAUGAACCAGAUUUUAAGUCGGUAUCCUGAUGUCGAAUGUGAUAUCAAGUCCUACGAGCUGGGUGGUACCAGCUUUGAUCUCCACGGCGAAGCCAUUCUGCCUGAAGCCCUAGAGGCCGCCAAAAAGGCCGACGCGGUGCUGGUAGGCGCUGUUGGCGGUCCUAAAUGGAAUGGUCGGGUACCGUCGGUAGAGUUCCAAAGCCUAGGCGCUCUGCGGCGCGAGCUGCAGCUCUACGGCAACCUGCGACCCAUCAACUUCGCGGCGCCGUCGCUGGUCGACGACUCGCCGCUCAAGCCCGACGUCGUCAGGGGCACCGACAUCCUGAUGAUCCGGGAGCUGACGGGCGGCAUCUACUUUGGCGAAAAGUCGCGGGGCGACCGGGUCGCCGUGGACACGGACCGGUACACGUACGAGGAGGUCGAGCGCGUCGCCCGGCUGGCCGGGUCCCUGGCGCGCCAGAGGAACCCGCCGCUGCCCGUCGUCAGCCUCGACAAGGCCAACGUCCUCAUGGCCUGCGGUGCCUUCUGGCGCCAGGUCGUCGCCGAGAUCUUUGCCCGCGAGUUCCCCGACGUGCCCCUCGCCCACCAGCUGGCCGACAGCGCCGCCAUGAUCCUGGCUUGCAACCCGACCAAGCUCAACGGCAUCGUGCUGGCUAGCAACCUCUUUGGCGACAUACUCAGCGACCAGGGCAGCGUCAUUGCCGGGAGCAUUGGCCUGCUGCCAAGCGCUAGUCUGUGUGGGAUUCCUACGGCUGGGUCUGGAAUGAUCAAGGGGUUGUAUGAGCCGAUUCAUGGCUCCGCACCCGACAUUGCAGGGAAGCAGAUUGUAAAUCCCAUAGGAAUGAUUCUCUCCGUAGCCAUGAUGUUUAGAUAUUCGCUAGGUAUGCCCGAAGCGGCGGAUCUGAUCGAGACGGCCGUGAGGGACACGAUCGAGGCUGGGGUUCGUACCAAGGACAUGGGAGGAAAUGCCUCCACAAAGGAGAUUGGCGACCAUGUGGUCCAAACCCUCUCGGAUCUGAUACACCUGCUGGGCUUUGAACACCUACCCUUGACGCUGGACGUUCACAACCUAAUCAAAAUGCUUUCUUUUCCUCAAAACAAAUACACUGGCUUCACCCAGGUCCACAACCCAAACAGACAAUGGCCAAAUAAGGUCAUCACAAAGGCACCAGUUUGGUUAUCAACAGAUCUUAGGGACGGAAACCAGUCUUUGACCAGCCCUCUUACGUCGGAUCAAAAAUGGGAGUAUUUCAAGAUGCUGGUGGAGAUAGGCUACAAGGAGAUCGAGGUCAGUUUCCCAGCGGCCUCCCAGGUCGAGUUCGACUUUACAAGGCGGCUGGUCGAGACUCCAGGCGCGGUGCCCGACGACGUGCGGCUGCGCGGCCUGGCGCCGACCCGGGCCGACUUUUUGAAGCGGACGGUCGACGCGCUCGAGGGCGCCAAGAGAGCAACCGUCUGCACCUACAUCUGCGUCAGCGACAAGAUGCUCAAGUACCAGGGCUUCUCGCGGCAGAGGGCGGUCGACCAGGCGGUCGGCGCGGUCCGCUACCUCCGGUCCAUCACCAAGGACAACCCCGACAGCAGGACGGAGUGGUCGCUGGCGUUCGGGCUCGAGUCGUACAACGAGUCGGACCAGGACUUCGCCCUGGCCAUCUCGGAGGCGGUCGUGCGGACGUGGGAGGCCAGCGCCGAGGACCCCGUCGUGGUGGUGCUGGCCACCAGCACCGAGGUGGCGACGCCCAACGUCUUCGCCGACCAGGUCGAGACCUUCAUCGGCGGCCUGUCGGAGCCGGAGAAGAUCCGCAUCUCCAUCCACACCCACAACGACCGCGGCUGCGGCGUGGCCGCGGCCGAGCUGGGCAUGAUGGCCGGCGCCCACAUGGUCGAGGGCUGCCUGUUUGGCAACGGCGAGCGCGCCGGCAACGUCGACCUCGUCACGCUGGCCCUCAACCUCUUCACGCGCGGCAUCGACCCGAACCUCGACUUCUCCGACCUCGGCGCCGUCAAGGAAAAGUACGAGCGCCUCACGGGGCUCGAGGUCGGGCCCCGCACGCCCUACGCCGGCGAGUACGCGCUGCAGGCCUUCAGCGGGCACCACCAAAACAUCAUCCGCAAGGGCAUGGGCCUGCGGCUCCGGGCCGAGGCCGAGGGCCGCCCGCUGCCCAUGUGGGACAUCCCCUACCUGCCCAUCGACCCCAAGGACCUGGGCAUCCCGCUGGACCACAUCAUCCGCGUCAACUCGCAGAGCGGCAAGGCGGCCGCGACCUGGUUCCUCAGCCGCCGCUGGGGGCUGGAGCUGCCCGUGGAGAUGCAGGUGCACUUUGGCCGGCGGCUGAUGGCGCUCUGCGAGGCCCUGGCCCGCGAGAUCUCCCAGGAGGAGCUCCUCGACCUCUUCGUGUCCACCUACUCCCUGGGCACGAACCGCGGCCCGGACCUGGGCGACCUGACCGUCCAGCGGAGCAGCAGCAGCAGCAGCAGCAGCGGGCGGGAAUACGUCAUCGACGGCGUCAUAAGCCCCAUCGACGGCGUCAAUAUCGUCGUCUCGGGCGUGGGAGGAGACCUUGCCACGGCGGCCCUGCAGAGCUUGAACAUCGAUACCGAGGGCAAGGCCGUGGCCGUCAAGAUCCAGGACACGCAGCAGCUCAACACCGAGUUUGGAAGGGGGAGGUACUGUGCCCUGGCGACCUGUGAGGUCGGCAGGGAAGUCCAAUGGGGCUACUUCAUCGACGAGAACAAGGAAAAGGCCGAGGCGUUGGCCGUGAUCGCAGCAGCUUUGAAUCGCCGUGGCAAGCAGGUGUAG
Messenger RNA from Pyricularia pennisetigena, 2880 nucleotides. RefSeq lists its product as uncharacterized. Lineage: Eukaryota; Fungi; Ascomycota; Sordariomycetes; Magnaporthales; Pyriculariaceae. Gene Ontology annotation, cellular component: mitochondrion. The record is from RefSeq and is a predicted model, not a curated record. Gene Ontology annotation, molecular function: 2-isopropylmalate synthase activity; magnesium ion binding; 3-isopropylmalate dehydrogenase activity. The transcript has 10 exons. Gene Ontology annotation, biological process: L-leucine biosynthetic process. The coding region runs from base 1 to 2880 and encodes 959 amino acids.